Molecule: messenger RNA, 2605 nt
Organism: Conger conger (European conger)
Lineage: Eukaryota; Metazoa; Chordata; Actinopteri; Anguilliformes; Congridae
Gene: cspg5b
Product: chondroitin sulfate proteoglycan 5b
Exons: 5
Coding region: 556-2076 (506 amino acids)
Biological process (GO): nervous system development
Source: RefSeq, a predicted model, not a curated record
AUGAGCUUUACAACACGUUCGAGCGCAAAAACCGAGCGUGCGCACAAGAGGGAUCCAAUAGGCUCAAUUGCAAUAUAUUGUACGAAAGAAAAUAAGCUGGGUGGGGGAGAGAGAAAUCAUUUCCCCCUCACAUACACAGUGAGCAUAUCGCAAAGCCGGUGAGGCGAUUUUCUGUUUUUUUAGCGCCGAGGCAAUCGGGCUGAUUAGACAACUGGCGCUGGAGGCUCUCCGUGCGUUUUGUGCUAGACCUCGUCUGUACGCGUUUGACUUUCUGCCGGCUGUAGUUACUCGGGUAGCAAUGGGACCAUAGCGGACACACUUAAUGUGAAUUAAAAAAAGAAGUAACUAAGCACAAAAAAAACAAAAAACAAAAUCGAGAAUCACGGAGUAACCAUGGGGAAGCGAAGAGGACAUUUAUAACUUGGAAAAAAAAAAACUGCAAGGAUUUAUCACUUGGAUUAUUAUACGUUACUGUAACAUAGAAGUUAAAUAAAGAAAAACAAUUGAAAGGGAUUUACCCCUUUUUUGUGUUUUGGUAUAUUGCUACACCCAAGUAUGGACGACAGGGAGACAAGAUUUAAUUCAGGAUGCUGGAGACUGGUGAUGCUGUCCAGCUUUCUCCUUCUGCACUCGAUUCCUUUGUGUGCACAUGGAGAAACCUUGGGGCCCAACAUCACAGCCAUGGAUGACAAGGUGAACUCUUCCUCGCUGCCAAGCGGGGAGUCUGAGCAGGCGGCCGCCAUCACCAGCUCUGCCCUUCCUUUGUUCCCGAGCCUCAGGGCGGUCCGCAUGCCCCGGGGCGGGGAGGAGGUGGGCAGCGGCAUACUGGGAGAAUCCGAGAUCAGCUCCGAGUCCGCGGAGAAAGACCUCCUGCUGAAGAUUCCGUCGGAGGGCGUUGGGGCCGGCCUGCCCACCCUGCCUGCCCCCAGCCGCCCCACAGACGCCCAGCCUGACUUCAGAGACGAGGAGCGCACCGAGCCCCCCUGGCAGGGUACCGAAGGCGGCCCGGAUGUCGCCAUGCUCGACCUGGACCACCGGCCCCGCCCCAGCAGCCCUCCGGCGCCCGCCCCCGCCCAGACCGACGUCCUCACCGUGGACUACAUCGACCCGGCCUCCCGCCACCGCGACCCGGGCCCCCCCUCCCCCGAGCCGGGCGCCCGCGAGCUCCAGGGAGGCGAGUCCUGGACCCUGUCCGAUUUCUACUACUACGACAACAAGGACGACGGCUUCUCCACCACCGAGGUGUACCCCGAGACCGACCAGUACACCACGGUGGACAUGGAGGACGAGAACAUCAUGCUGCUGACCACCACCCGCGCCUCCGUGCCCUUCGACCCCCGCCGCCCAGGCUCCCUCCUCCCAGAGGACGUACUCCCUAGCGGGGAGGACGAGGGCCCCCCUCCUGCCCCGGGGCUGGUGGACGGUACCAACGGGUCUGACUGCCGCCUGGGCUACGUUAGGACCAACAACAGCUGUCGCUCCCCCUGCGACCUGUUCCCCGACUACUGCUUCAAUGCGGGCCAGUGCUACCUGGCUGAGGGGAUCGGCGUCUUCUGCAGGUGUAAUGCCCAGGACUAUAUGUGGCACAAGGGCUCCCGGUGCGAGGCGGUGAUCACGGAGUUCCAGGUGAUGUGCAUCGCCAUCGGAGCGGCCGCCCUCAUGGUGCUGCUGCUCUUCAUGAUCACCGUCUUCUUCGCCAAGAAGCUGCACCUGCUCAAGACCGAGAACAGCAAGCUGCACAAGCGCAGCAGUAAGUAUCGACCUCCGUCGGAGCAGCACAAUGAUAAUUUCUCUCUGUCCACCAUCGCUGAGGGCUCCCACCCAAACGUAAGGAAACUGUGUGACACCCCGCCCACCCUUCCUCAUGCGCGUGCUUUGGCUUACUAUGAUAACAUUAUCUGUCAGGACGACCCUAACUCCCAAAACAAGCUGGAGGACCCCGUGAAGGCUCCCCCACCCAAGGAGGAUGAGCCGCUCAACAUCCAAAACUCGCUCACCCCCAAACACGACAACAACCACCUGGCCAGCGAGGAGAACUCCUCGGAGGUAAACUCGCUGCAGAAUAACAUGAUGUAGUACCACCGCCCGCCACACGCAGGCGCCACCGUCUCCGUCCCCCACCGCCGCCGCUGCUGCUGCCACGUCACGUCACGUCACGUCACUCCAGAACGCCCACAACCGCCGGCCGCCCCGAUACCCCCUCUCCCCCCCCUUCGCCGCUGUCUCCCGACUCCCCCCGCUCUGACCCCAAACCCUGCCCUGUCCUUCUCAAUACUGGCAUGCGUUGGUGUAUUUUGUACAAAUGGAAAAAAAAAAGAAAAGAUUUAUGAACAAAAAAAUAAUGUUACAAUAAGAAAGUGAAGAUAAACUCCUGAGAGAUUUUGGUGUUUGUUUCAGUGAGUAUAAGUAUCAAUAUAUGAAACAAAAAUGCUUGGAUUGAUAUAUAUAUCUAUAUAUAUAUACAAAAACACAAUGUGUCUUCAAUUUAAUUGAUGUGAUUUCUAAUCCUUUGAUGUAUUUGAGGUUUUUUUGUACUUUUUUGGGAAUACAAAGGAAAACAAAAAGAUAUCAGACAGUUGUUGAAAUAAAGCUUUUUAACAUUAAA